AUGACCUCCAAUUAUACAUUACAACGUGCAGAGGAUCUAGCGAAAUUUGCACCUAAUGAAGCGGAAGAGAUUUACAAGAGUAUUUUGGCUCAGAAUGCUGCUAAUGACGAUGUAAUUAAAGAACAAGAGAUCGCUCUUGUUAAACUCGGAGAACUCUAUCGAGAUCAUCGAAAAGCCAAUGAAUUAUCUCUCAUGAUUCGUUCGUCACGUUCUUUUAUGGCAUCUAUUGCUCGAGCUAAAACGGCCAAAAUAGUAAAAAGAUUGAUUGACCUUUUUUCGGAAAUUCCCGAUUCAUUACAACUUCAAAUUGAAAUUUGUCAGGAAACUAUUGAUUGGAGUAUAAAGGAAAAACGAAUCUUUUUGAAACAGUCAUUGGAGACUAGAUUAGUAGCUUUGUUAGAUGAUAAAAUGGUAUUGGUGGAAGUUCAACUCUUGGAAAGUAAAGUUUGUCAUGCAUUACGAAAUAUACCAAAAGCUAGGGCAGCUUUAACUUCAGCUAGAACAUCAGCCAACUCUAUUUAUUGUCCACCUCUUCUUCAAGCAGCACUUGAUUUACAAUCAGGAAUUUUGCAUGCAGAGGAUAAAGAUUAUAAGACAGCGUAUGAAUUUAUUAUAUUUUAA
This is a messenger RNA of Diversispora eburnea, 621 nucleotides long. The record is from the annotation of a GenBank genome assembly. Lineage: Eukaryota; Fungi; Glomeromycota; Glomeromycetes; Diversisporales; Diversisporaceae.